AUGGCAACUCAACCCACCAAGGGGAAGGGGGCAUGGGAGGGCAAUGAGAAGGAGGAGUCCGUUUGGGAGGAGGCUUCGAGGACGGUGCGGAAGAGGGAGAAGGAAGAACUUGAGAGGAGGAGGUGGGAGGAGAUAGCUAAGAAGAAGGAGGAAGAUGACCGUAUGCAAAGGGGGUAUGAGGAAUACCUAUUGCGCCACAAGAGGAGGAAUGAGAAGCUCAAGGCUGAACGGGACCGUCUAUGGAGGGAAAAAUUCCAGAGGAACAUGCAACUUGCUCAACUAGCGAGGGAGAGGGCCAAUAGGAUGCACCUAGAGGAGGUGGCUAAGGAGGCCGAGCGCAUCAAGGAGGAAAGAGCUCAAGCGGAAGCUUCAAAGACGGAGGAGCACCACCAUUUCUUCGACUCGCUAGGAGCCGCCACCAUAUGCGAGAGCGCGCCGCCCGCGGCGACCUCCUCCGCCGUGGCCUGCCCAACCGCAACGGCGUCGCGAACCACUGUACUGCCUUCCUUCACUGAUGCUGAUGGUCGCGUCCUGCCCUGCAUCGCUCUCAAGGAGGCCACAUGCCAGCCACUUUCGGGCUUCUUCGACCCCGUCACCGGGAGGGUGCUGCCAUGUGUGGCUUUAAUGGAGGCGCCAGAGGGCAGCCUCAGCUUGAUGGUAGAGCAGGCUCCGCGUGCUUCAUCCUCAGAUCCCCAAUUGGUAAGCUCAGCCCCGCUCCUUUCCUCUCCCGUGCUUGUGCAGGAUCUUCUCCUCGCCGCGCCUGUUGCAAAUCCCUCAAAUCGAGAUGCUGAAGAUAACGCAGCGUUGCCGACGCUGCUCCGCAGGCCACGCCUGCAGUCAAUGGUCGUCGUGUCUGGGCAGAUCUGCUUCUCCCAGACUGCGGAUGCUGCUCCGCAUGGCCAUGGCUUGGCUGCUGAUUCGCCGAAGCCUGUACAAGAUCAAGCUCCGCCUGUGCAGGAUCAAGGGGCUCAGUGGGAAGUGGCGGGCUCGCGGCGAUGGCACAGGCAUCAGAGGCAGGCCAUUCAAGCGGGCUGCCAACUCCCUGCCCGCCCACAUCGCCGCAAUAUCCCCCUCGGAGCGACGCCUUCAAGGCCAAAUUUGCUGGUCUCUGCUUCAAAUGUCUCUCCCCUCACCACUGUGUCUUCCAAUGUCGUGAUCCAAUCAAGUGCUGCUUUUGCAAGGCCAGCGGUCAGAAACUGCGAGCAAAAGAAGGUGAAGCCCCCUGUCCCCACCCCUCCUCCUACCUCGCCGGAGUCCCCAAGCUCUGCACCACCACCUCCUGUGUCGGCGUGGGUACAACCCCCGGGCCCUCAAGCCUCUCCGUCCCCGGCUGACCCGGCGUGGCCACAACUGCUGGGCGUGACGGCAAUGGCCCUUCAGCCUGGUGACGCCUCGAGGAGACCGGAUAACGAACACUAA
Lolium perenne is the source of this 1419-nucleotide messenger RNA. NCBI's taxonomy places the organism in Eukaryota, Viridiplantae, Streptophyta, Magnoliopsida, Poales, Poaceae. The record is from RefSeq and is a predicted model, not a curated record.